This is a messenger RNA of Didymella exigua CBS 183.55, 1149 nucleotides long. RefSeq lists its product as uncharacterized. Lineage: Eukaryota; Fungi; Ascomycota; Dothideomycetes; Pleosporales; Didymellaceae. The record is from RefSeq and is a predicted model, not a curated record. The transcript has 2 exons. Bases 1 to 1149 code for a protein of 382 amino acids. Gene Ontology annotation, molecular function: glutaminyl-peptide cyclotransferase activity; zinc ion binding.
AUGUUGUUCUCCCUCCCAUCUUCCCUUGCAACCCUGACCUACCUCCUCGCCGCAACCCCGACACACGCCUACAAGCCGCUCUCAGACAGCUUUCUCAAAGCCAUACCCUCGCCGGGCGACCUCUUCGACUAUCAAACGGGGCCCCUCCUUGCGCCCAUUCUCAUUCCCCGCGUUCCCGGCACCGCAGGCCAGACGACCACGCAACAGCACUUCGUCUCGUACUUCCAGCGCGAACUCCCAAAAUGGGAUAUCUCGUGGCAGAACAGCACGGCCACAACACCCACCUCCCGCGGCAAACAGCUGCCGUUCCAGAACCUGAUUUUCAAGCGCGAGCCGCCAUGGGUCAAGCCGGGACAGGCGAAUCUGCUCACGCUGGUUGCGCACUACGAUAGCAAGAUUGCACCGAAGGGAUUCAUUGGCGCGACGGACUCGGCUGCCCCGUGUGCGAUGCUGACGUGGAUUGCCAAGGUCGUAGACGGGUAUAUGCAGCGCAUGUACGAUGAGAUGCAGGAACUGCAGGAAGGCGGGACGGUGGAGAUGGACAUGGGGAUCCAGAUCCUGCUCUUAGACGGCGAAGAAGCCUUCCAAUCGUGGACAGACACAGACAGCCUAUACGGCGCAAGGAGUCUUGCAACAGAAUGGGCAGGCACACGCAACCCGCCCUCUUCAAAGUUCUACCAGUACCGCACACCCCUCAGCCAGAUCUCGCUGUUCGUGCUGCUCGAUCUCCUCGGCAGCGCGGGGCCGAGCGUGCCCUCUUACUUCCCCACAACGCACUGGGCAUACCGCCACCUCUCGUCAGUUGAGUCGCGCCUCCGAGACCUGAAGCUCCUCGAAUCGAGCCCGCAAACGCCGUUUCUGCCCGACGUGAACAUGACGAUGGCGAGCUUCGGAGGGAUAUCAGAUGACCAUCUGCCGUUUAUACAUCAGGGCGUGGAAGUGCUGCAUAUUAUCCCUAGUCCAUUCCCUCAUGUCUGGCAUACGAUGCAGGAUGACGGGGCACAUUUGGAUGCGAAGACGGUGAAGGAUUGGGCGAAAAUUGUCGCUGGGUUUGUGUUGGAAUGGUUGGAUAUGAUGGAGGUGUGGGAUGGGGACGAGGAGGUGGCUGGAGAUGGCAGUGGGAGUGGAAAUGGGGCGCUGAGAGGGUGA